UCUCGCAGGUGCAUGCCUGUACCAGGUAUCUGAGGGACGUCCUCAUCCCAGCGACCAGAGAGCAAAGUACACAAGAGACACGCAGAGGUGUACUGACAUCAGGGAAAUAGAAUAAACCUCCCUAGAAAAAAUCUCCUCCUAGAAAAAAUCUCAGCGUUGGCCGAUACUUUCAGAAUCACAUGGCACAGCCCAUCUAGAUGGAUGAAGAAUCACUUUGGGGAUAACAGCACUGGGGAUUACUGUCACUCCUGCCGCUGCAAAUGGAUUACACUUGAACUAUUACCCUGAACUCCGUGAGGGAUUUGUGGCGAACAUUCCUGACUCAGAACGCGAGGCAGGCAGCCCCGAGGCCAUGGUGGACCCCACGGUGACGAGAAGGGGCCAGAUGGACGUGUUGGGAGAGAACGAGGCUCUUCAGCAGUUUUUUGACAGCCAGGACGUGCGGAGGGUGCUGGAUAACGCGACAGUGGACACCAGGAUGCUGGACCCCAGGAUGCUGGACCCCAGGAUGCUGGACACCAGGAUGCUGGAACAAUACCUCAGCAAUGACAUGGAUCCCAGCACCUUCAUGCUCCCUGAUUCACCGCCAGAUUCAGGAUCAGAAUCCUGCUCGCCACCACAAGUGCCAGAUAUUCAUUAUGGUCCCUCCUGGCCCAUUGUCCAGGUUGAACAUGAAGUAUUGUCCUCCCUUAACCCUCCUAUGAGCUCGGGGAUUCACUUCAGAGACCACCACCCCAGUCCUCAGAGCUCAGACCCCCAUCUCCCCGGUCCUCAGUGCGCCACCCCCCACCUCUCGGCCCCGAUGGACACCUUCCCCCUGGGCAGCUGCUCUCUCGCCCCCACCCUGGUGCACAGCUCUCCACCUCCUCUGCACCACCCAAACUCCACCCACACUUAUGCUCCAGUGCAUGCUUCCACCCAGUUGCCUGAGUGCAGGCUCCCCAAUUCUCUAUGGGGAACCGCCAUGCCCCCCUGCCCAGUCCAGACCAGGCCCAGAUGUCCCAGCCCAAUCCACCUGUAUAUGCCUCCCGCUUCCAGCCAGCAGACAGGACCGGCUUCGUGCGAUGCCAAGAAGAGGAGGCGCUCUACGGAAGACACUUCGGACCCCGGUGGGUGGGAGGACGUGGGCUGCACAUUAGCCUGCAGCAGAGGAGACACACCCAGCUAUGGCAGUGACGUGCCAGGAGGGGGGGGUCCCGGGCAGGGCGCCUACCGCAUGCUGUUCUGGGACGAGUACCUAUCCGGCCAGUGGAGUCCCCUGUACAACAGCAACUACGAGAGCCUGCCAGCGCCAGGUUACCACGUCGAAUCAGACAAAGGCUUCAACUACUCCCCCGCCGACGAGGCCUUCGUGUGCCAGAAGAAGAACCACUUCCAGGUCACGGUCCACGUCAGCAUGGCGGGGAACCCCAGAUAUGUCAAGACUGCUUUGGGCUUCAAGCCGAUCCAGAGUUUUCACGUCAAGGUUUUUGGCGUCAAGCUGGAGGCGCCGAGCCACCUGAUCACCAUAGAGCAGUCCCAGUCCGACCGCAGCAAGAAGCCCUUCCUGCCAGUCAGGGUGAGCAUGCCGGGUGACAAGAUCACCAAGGUGACAUUGGGCCGCCUGCACUUCAGCGAGACAACGGCCAAUAAUAUGAGGAAGAAGGGAAAACCGAACCCAGACCAGAGGUACUUCCUGUUAGUGGUGGGACUUUACGCCUGCCUGGAAGAGGAGCGCCACCUGCUGGUGGCUCACGUGUCUGAGAGGAUCAUUGUCAGGGCGUCCAACCCAGGCCAGUUUGAGAAUGACGAGAUGCCGUGGCAGCGGGGGGCUGCUCCAGAUGCGGUGGUGUGCCACGGGAGGGUGGGCGUGAACACGGACGCUCCGGACGAGGCCUUAGUUGUCUGUGGAAACGUGAAGGUGAUGGGCACGGUCAUGCACCCGUCUGACCAGAGGGCGAAGGAGAAUGUCCAGGAGGUGGACUCGAACGAGCAGCUGAAGAGAAUAGCACAGAUGAGGAUUGUGGAGUAUGACUACAGACCUGAGUUUGCCACUAAAAUGGGCAUCAAUCAGGUCCAUGAGACAGGUAUCAUAGCACAGGAGGUGAAGGAGCUACUCCCCGGUGCAGUGAGGGAAGUCGGAGAUGUCGUCUGCUCAGAUGGAGAGAAGAUUCCUAACUUCCUCAUGGUGGACAAAGAGCAGAUAUUCAUGGAGAACGUCGGUGCGGUGAAGCAGCUGUGCAAGUUGACCGACAACCUGGAAACGCGCAUCCAGGAGCUGGAGGUGUGGAACAAGCGGCUGGCCAAGCUGAAAGACAUGGGCAGCCUGCGCUCCAGCAGGGCAGGCAGCGUGCACCGAAAGGUCAGCAAAAUCAGCAAUGUCCCACCCCCACAAAAGCCCUCCCUAGCCCAGUCCACCCAUGAAAAGUACAAGCACUGUCUGCAGCACAAGCUCUUCCGAGGCUCCGUCAUCGUGCUCGUGGCCAUCAUGGCUUUUUGCGUCAUCUGCAUUACAGCUCUGUACAUGUUUACGCUGCAGAGAGACUUCUCAGAAUCCUCAUAUGGGACCAGUAAAACCCCCCUUCCACCGAUGACCAUCCCUUCAGUCACUACCAUUCCCUCAACCCCGGGACCUUGGCCCCCAGAUGUGGACUUCUGCAGCCUGCUCUACUGUGAGGAGGUGUACUGCUGUCCCACAGGACCUGGCAACCUGAGCUCCCCCUACACUGAACCCAUGCUCUCAUACUCGCCCCCCAGUGCACAAGACAAAACGGAAAAACUCCUGUUUGACAGUUUCAACGGUGCCAAAGACUGGACAAAUACAACUGUUAAGUCUAUAUUCAUCAAAGAAAAUCAACAAAUUAUUGACCAUCACUACUGUGUGGAAGGCGGUUGUGGGCCAGGGAACUACAGCUUCUCGAUCCCCAUCAGCAAGUUUGUGCCUGUCAACAUGCGGAUCACCAUGCAGAUGAACACCACUGAGCUUCUGGUGGUCCACCUGUGCCACAUCUAUGACACCAGCACCUGCUCUGCCCUGAGGAUCAGCAAUGUGGACAGUUCAGUCAUAAGCAACACGCAGGGCUACAACCAUGAGUGGUCGUUGCCGGUGGCCCGGCUGUAUCAGAGCUCCUUCCACUUCCGGACCACUGUGGCGGGACAGGCUGACUGCACUACCGACGCCAACUACAUGGAGGCGCUCUUCACAGAUUACCACUUCCACUUCUACCGCAGGUGUGACUAGCCUGCACCCAAGGCCCCCCGCCUCGCUGCCAAACCCAAGGACUCUGACCGAAUGGUUCCCUGGAAUGUACCAUAAGGUCUAGUGAGGGCGAUUGUUUGUAUUAAGAAUCUUCUCUCCUGUGUCCCUGUCAGGCCCAGAUUUACUGUAUGGAAAUCAAACGGGCAUUUCUGUUGCGUCUCGGUACACAGGCCUAUUUAUGAAUGUGGGGCCACUUCUGGAUUGCCUGGUGAAAUUAUACAUCUCUGACUGUUUCUUUUGCUGUAAUGGCAAAAAUAUGCAAAGGCAGUCCUUCGGAAAGAGUUUCGAACAGUCGUGCAGUUACAGAAACGCACCUUCCGAAAUGCUGAUAAUUGAAAUAUUUGCUGUAAUGUGGAGAGAGUGAGAAAAUGAAUAACAAUGUGUUAUUGUUUUCGAAAUAAGAUUUUUGAGGUUACAGGCAAAGCCAAAAACACCCGAUGGUUUUAGAUGUUCAGUGCUUUCAUCUUCCUGAUGGAUUCAGAUUCAUUGCUAUUAAUUAAUAAUUUGUUAAUAUUUUCUGAAGCACAUUUUCGGUCUUUUUUUUGAAUCCUUGGGGUAUUUUCGUGUAUAGGGAUAAACAUGACAAGUCAUAUUUUUCAGGCUGAAAUACAAGGAAAGUGAUGUGUCAAACAGUUACAAAUUUGGACUCCUUUGACCCAUGAUGUGAGGUACCUGUGAUGUGUCUUUUUUGCCCAUUCAGCAGAGUGUUCAGUCCUAAUACAUUGUUACUGUAUAAAUCCCAUUGUGGAGUGUCUGUCUUUAAAGGCUUAAGUGGUGAAGGACAUGAUUCCAAAGCCAGUAUGAAAUUGAUGGGAAUAGCCUUGUGUGUGGUGCUUAACUGAAAUGGCUUUAGGGGAGUAUAAUGCUACGCUAACCAUGGCCAGCUAACAUAAUGUAACGACUGAGACGGUCGAAUUGGCCUUUUUUUCAAAAACUUGUUCUACCUGUAUGUUGAUUGCUAUCUGGUAAUUCCACCCCAGAGGUGGCAUCACACAUCCACUGACACCCACUGACACUCACACAACAAUGACAUCCUUAACCGCUACCCAGCCCUAACCUUAACCAUCCAUCCAUCCAUCCAUUUUCUGUAUCCUCUUGCCCUCCUCAGAAUCUCGGCAAGUCCAGAGCCAAGAUGGGGCACCAACCCAUUGCCGACUUUAACCAUAAGUAACCAAACAAAAUACAAGACUUUUGACAUUUUAUCAGUUUUUCGAUUGCAGUCACAGAUUUCUAUAAAACGUAGUUUCGCCUUGUAGGGACUGAAAAAAUGCCCCCCUCCUCGUCAAAAUAGAAGGUCUUUAUCACAUUGUAUGGACGCACAAACACACGUAUUAUAAUACAUUUAUUUAGCAUCCGCUUUUAUCAAAAGAAACAUUUCAGGAAGCAGUCAGUCCCUGGAGCGACUGAGGUUACGGGUCCUGCUCAAGGGUGACAUCAUUCCACUAGCUGUGGGAUUUGACCCAGCAACCUUCUAAGUGCGGGCGCAUAGUCCCCACAGAGUCACCGCACUGACUAAUGAGCCUGCAGUGGUGUGUGGUUAAGUGUAGCCUACGGAUCACAGAUGUGCAGGUUUUGGACAGUCGAGCAGUGGGAUCGUUAAACACAGAACGUGACAUUUUGGUCUGAAUUCAAUCAAAGUCCUCUAGCUUGAGUUGGCCCCUGCUGGUGCCAACAUGCCACUGGUGCCAGACGCUUAAUGAACUUCAUCCCUGACGGGACGCUUCGGGGUGACCUUACCUGUGCCGGUCACUCACGCUCUUCUUGCAGGAACAUGAUUCACAGAAACUGCAAAGCAGGUCCUGGCAUGUGAUAGCUGUGUCAGCAAAACAAUCACUAGCAACGUGAUUUUAAUCUUGCAAGAUUACUCCUUACUAUGGCUUGAUGUUCACAAUAAAAUCUGUUUAUCAGGUAAUAUAUCACCUGGGUAAUCUAACAGUGGAAGACAGUGACAAACUCAAGGUCGGUCAUGCAGUCCAUCACACGGUGCCUUUUUCUGUUUAGCAGAUGCUUUUAUGUAAAUCGAUGAGUGCAGGGUAAGCCAGUUCCCAGAGGGUUAAGGACCAAUAAUGACAUCACUUUGAUGACAUCACUUUGAUAAGAGAUUAUGUCUUUGUGGGGACCUGAAAAAUAGUCCCCACAACUUCAAAAUAACAGGCUUUAUUAUGUUGUGGGGAACAUUUGGUCCCCACAAUGUAAUAUAAA
This is a messenger RNA of Brienomyrus brachyistius, 5440 nucleotides long. RefSeq names its product myelin regulatory factor-like protein. NCBI's taxonomy places the organism in Eukaryota, Metazoa, Chordata, Actinopteri, Osteoglossiformes, Mormyridae. Gene Ontology annotation, biological process: protein autoprocessing; positive regulation of DNA-templated transcription. Gene Ontology annotation, molecular function: DNA-binding transcription factor activity; sequence-specific DNA binding. Gene Ontology annotation, cellular component: nucleus; endoplasmic reticulum membrane. Bases 353 to 3220 code for a protein of 955 amino acids. The record is from RefSeq and is a predicted model, not a curated record. The transcript is spliced from 26 exons.